ACAUCACGUUAUUAAAAUGUUGGAAGGUUAUCCAUACAUUGGUAGUUAUAGAUUAUAGAUAAACAUUAGUCCAACCAUAAUGUUUUAUUAAUGAUUGAAAUAUCCGCAAAAACUUAGCAUGUCUACUAGUGAAUGGAAAUGUCAGUACCGUCUACCUUUUGUAUACUGUCGUAAAUUAUGGUAACCCUAUAACAUUAACAGUACGUAUCUGGACAACAAAACUAAUAAAUUCUAGUUACACUAGCAGUUCGUUAGUGAUUCCUUUUAUCUUCACGAAAUGUAUACAUUUUGAGUGCGUAUCCUACCUUGAUAAACAUCAUUUUUGGAUAAAUAUUACAAUAAUUACACCCCUGUGUUUGCAGUGUACAUAAGUAAACAACGACAAUAUUGAAUUCAACAAAGAUGUCUGAGAAAACAUCCCCCCUACAUUACACUAGUAUAAACGACCUUCUGCAGAAGACAAAUAUCAACUACAAGAAUAAAAAACCAGCUCAUAUCUAUAACAGAUUACCUCAGAUGUACAACAUGGCUGAGGACAGCAGGAAGAAUGGAAAUGAAGAGGUUCAAUAUAUUAUGUUAAAGAGAUGGUUAAAUUCCAUCGAAUGGCUGAAAACUACACAUGAAUAUAAAGAUGACAAGACACAUUCCUUACCACAUAUGCAUGCGAAUCAGAUCAAUGAAGUAAAGAAAAAACUUGCAGACCUGAAUGAAAGAUUAGAUAAGCGAUACAAGCAGAAUAGGAAAGAGAAAUUGUUAGGAAAGAAUAAUAGUGUGGACAAAAUGGAUAUUGAUAAUGUCACAGAAACAGAUUCUUAUAUGACUCCAAUUGACGAACCUAUAAAAUUACCAGAGACACCAACAAGAGAUCCGUUGGUUGGUGACAAUGAGGAAAUUAUAAACUGUAACCAGCUGUUUCCAUUGGUUCAAGAUAUAUAUGGCAGAUAUUUAAUUAUUGAUAUUAGACCUAAAUCACAAUUUGAAAGUUCCAAAAUAUUGUGCAAUCAUUGCGUUAACAUUCCAAGCAGUAAGAUAAAGCUUGGUUUGUUAGCAUCUCAUUUCGAGAAAUUCCUUCAUAAAGACAAGAAAGCUUUAGACUUGUAUAGACAUAGGGGAGUGCAGUUCGUCGACGUUAUAAUUUUACUCGAUUCGAAUACAUCGAGUAAGACUUUGACGCCAAACAAUUCUUUAAGUAUAUUCAGGAAAAUUUUGGAAAACUGGGAUCCUGGUAUAAAACAUGGGAAGAUUACAAUUUUGGAUGGUGGUUACGCAGAAUGGAUAACUCGUUAUCCAGCAUUCACGACAAACCCUAAUAUUUCGGAGCCGACGCUUAAUAAUACUUCGAACGAAAUGUUGGAUAACAUCGAAUACCCUGAAUGGAUACAUUCGGAUGAGGAAGAUAGUAUUAAUAAAACACAUGAAAAUAAAACAGUUAAUGUAAAGACUAUAAAUACGGAGAAGGUAUCGAGGAUAAAUGUUUCAAGCGACAAAACGGAUGUUUCGAGGAAAUAUAAUAACAAUUCAUUGGAACCUCAAUACAAAAGAACUUUGACUACAAUAAAGCGAAAUGAUAUUUCCAUGAAACCAACUGUUGAUCGUAGCAACAAACCAGUAUCAUCAGAUACAUUCGCGUCCGAAGCUAAAGCUGUACUGAAGCUAAUGGGGCAACUGAACGAGCUCGCGAAAAAUAAGCAUAAUUUGGAACAAGAGAUUUUAGAACAAGAACGUGCUUUGUACAUGCAGUACAGUUCCGAAUACAAAAGCACAAACGAAGAAGAGCUUAUCCGCGAUAAUUUAAAGAUUUUGCGCCUGAAAUUAGAAGACAAGCAAAAGGAAUAUGAGAAAGUUGAGAAUGACCUUGCCAAGAAUUACCCCAAAAUGGCUUUAAUUAAAUUUAAUCCUGCUGAGGAGCACGAAAAAGGCGCCCUAGAUCUUAAACUUGGUUUGUUGAAAAUGGGUAUAAAAAAUGUAGCCGCAGCACGAAAGAAAUUACAAGAGAAAUCUAUGAAGAAUGAUUAUAAAGAAUUAUCAGCAAAGGAGAAUGAACAUAAUAUUCAUCGAGAACCUCUGAAAUCGGACAAUUCGUCGUCUAUGGGUAAUUUGGAGCGCUCGUAUUCUAGCCCAAAUUUGCUACAGUUAAUAGACCGCAAAGCACCACGAGUGGACAGAACAUCAAAGCCACAGACACCAUCGCAGAAUCAAAAUGGAUCUCUCAGCAACGAGACUAAAGUGUCUCAUGUUAGUUGGGCAAAUCGCGAAGAAAGAAUGAACCCUGUUCAUGGAAGCGUGCAUCCAGGUAUCACAGGGUUAAAGAACUUGGGUAACUCGUGUUACAUGAACAGUAUUAUACAAUGCUUGAGUAAUACAACGCAUUUAGCUAAAUAUUUCACGGAUAAUUUGUACGCUGACGAUCUCAACACAAGUAACGAUAAUAGUACACAAGGGCAAGUCGUGGAAGAGGUGGCCCAAGUAAUUAAAGUACUCUGGAGAGGCCAAUACAAGAGCAUAUCGCCUCGCGAUCUAAAGAUCGCAGUUGGGCAGUACAAAUUGCAAUUCGAAAGUUACGAGCAGCAGGAUUCCCACGAAUUUUUGACAUUCCUCUUAGACUGGAUGCAUAACGAUCUGAAGAAGAAGUGCAAAGUCCCCUUGGAAAUGACUGUUGCUGAAGAAGCAUGGGACAAAGCAAUGGGAUCGCAAAGAUCUAUAAUAUCAGACUUGUUCUUUGGUCAGCUAAGAUCUACCAUAACCUGCAGUUUUUGUAAGCAGAGCAGUACUACGUAUGAAACUUUCAAUAGCUUGACAACAUCAUUGCCCCAUUCGAAUCGGUGUACAUUAAAUGAUUGUAUAUUGAAAUUCGUAACUGGUCAGAAAGUAGUCGGAUGGAAGUGCCCAAAGUGUCAGACGGCAAGAGAGGCUACAAAGAAAUUUGAUUUUGUGAAACUGGCACCUAUCAUAGUGAUACAUUUAAAUCGUUUCGCCGAGAGCGGUGGUUGGCUCGAGAAAAGAAAUACUGCUGUUGAUUUCCCUCUCACAGGCCUUAACUUGAAGCCGUAUUUAGUUAUGGACAGCACUUCAGCAACCAUCUCGAAUAUUCGUAGCUAUAAUUACAGCUUAUAUGCCAUGUCUAAUCAUUACGGAACCAUGGAAGGUGGUCACUAUACAGCGUUUUGUAAAAAUUCCAAUCAGAAUAAAUGGUACAAGUACGACGAUCAAACAGUAACAGAAGUUUCUGUGAAUCAAGUAAGGUCUCAGAAUACUAGUGCCUACCUGUUAUUUUAUACAUCCUUUUCGAGCAAUAUUAUUUAGUAUUAAUAUAAACAACCACUAGAUAUGCUUAUGUGAAUUUAUUACUUAAAUAGUCACAA
Molecule: messenger RNA, 3362 nt
Organism: Dufourea novaeangliae
Lineage: Eukaryota; Metazoa; Arthropoda; Insecta; Hymenoptera; Halictidae
Gene: Usp8
Product: ubiquitin carboxyl-terminal hydrolase 8
Exons: 12
Coding region: 403-3303 (966 amino acids)
Biological process (GO): protein deubiquitination
Molecular function (GO): cysteine-type deubiquitinase activity
Source: RefSeq, a predicted model, not a curated record